This is a messenger RNA of Arachis stenosperma, 1503 nucleotides long. RefSeq lists its product as uncharacterized. The record is from RefSeq and is a predicted model, not a curated record. Gene Ontology annotation, molecular function: serine-type exopeptidase activity; dipeptidyl-peptidase activity. NCBI's taxonomy places the organism in Eukaryota, Viridiplantae, Streptophyta, Magnoliopsida, Fabales, Fabaceae. The transcript is spliced from 10 exons. Gene Ontology annotation, biological process: proteolysis. The annotation marks the transcript as partial.
AUGGAGAGCAUGGUGACAAUUGCGAUUGCUACAACUGCGGUGGGAUAUGUCACAUGGCUUGGAAUUGUAACCAAGGAAGAAGUGAAUGUGGAGGCAUGUAUGGCAGUGAUGAUGGUAGCCGCAAAUCUAUUAGGAAUAGUUUCACAAAAUACUAAAACAAAAUAUCAUGGUUAUGUUGUUAAUAUAUCUUAUUAUUUCACUCAAAAAUUAGACCAUUUUAAUUAUAACCCCGAAAGUUAUAUCACUUUUAAACAAAGAUAUGUGAUAGAUUUUAAGAAUUGGGAUGGUUCUAAAUCGGGAGCACCAAUUUUUGUAUGGUUUAAUGCCGAAUCUUCUUUAGAAGAUGGAAUCGUCGCGGCUGGAUUUCUCAAAGACAACGCUCUUCGUUUCGGUGCUCUUCUUGUAUAUAUUGAGCAUAGAUAUUAUGGAAAAUCAUUUCCAUUUGCCUCAUACGAAGAAGCUUUGAAAAAUGCAAGCACUAUGGGAUAUUUAAAUUCAGCGCAAGCAUUAGCAGAUUAUGCUGCUAUCCUUCUACACGUCAAAAAGGUUUUUAAUGCUCAUGAUUGUCCAAUCAUUGUUUAUGGAGGCUCCUACGGUGGAAUGCUUGCAGCGUGGUUUCGGCUAAAGUAUCCCCAUAUUGCAUAUGGUGCUUUAGCUUCAUCCGCCCCGAUUCUCUAUUUUGACGGUGUUGCCCCAAAACAUGGAUAUUAUUAUAUUGUAUCCAAAGAUUUUAGGAAAAUAAGUAAGAGCUGUUAUUAUACCAUUCAAAAAUCUUGGCACGAGAUUGAUGAAAUAGCCAAAAAAACUCAUGGCCUCUCAAUUCUAAGCAAAAGGUUUAAGAUUUGCAAGAAAUUGAAAAAUGUUGAAGUUCUAAAAGAUCAUUUAAAGAAUAUAUAUUCUGUCGGAGCUCAAUAUAAUCAACCAUCAGUUGAGAGCAUAUGUCACGCCAUUAACAAUGCAGCCAACAAAACCGAUAAAAUUGGUCAAAUAUUUGAAGCUUUUACACUUUUUAAUCAACUAUCAAAUUUUUCUUGCUAUGACAUAGAAGGAAGUGAUAAUGCAAUUGACCAAUCUCAAGAUGGCAAGGCAUGGAAUUGGCAGACUUGUAGCGAAAUCAUUAAUCCAAUUGGUACUGAGAAAGAUGCUUCAAUGUUUCAACCAAGACCUUUUAAUAUGAAAAAUUAUCUCAAUUUAUGCAAGCAUCAAUAUGGCAUCAUUCCAGUGCCUCAUUGGAUAACAACCUAUUAUGGUGGCCAGGAUAUAAAAUUGGUCUUCAAAAGAUUUGCUAGUAAUAUAAUUUUUUCCAAUGGAUUAAAAGAUCCAUAUAGCUCAGGCGGAGUAUUGGAGAGUUUAUCAACCAGCAUGAUUGCUAUUACCACAGUCAAUGGUAGUCACUGCUUGGACAUCCUUCCAGCACAACAUAGUGAUCCUAAGUGGUUGAUCCAUCAAAGACACGUUGAAAUAAAUAUCAUUGCAAGCUGGAUUGCAGAAUACCAAGCUGAU